Messenger RNA from Neocloeon triangulifer, 2305 nucleotides. RefSeq names its product polypeptide N-acetylgalactosaminyltransferase 1 (gene Pgant1). The record is from RefSeq and is a predicted model, not a curated record. The coding region runs from base 369 to 2174 and encodes 601 amino acids. Lineage: Eukaryota; Metazoa; Arthropoda; Insecta; Ephemeroptera; Baetidae. Gene Ontology annotation, cellular component: Golgi apparatus. The transcript is spliced from 11 exons.
AGCUGUCCAAAUAAACACGUAUCGAAUUGCUCUGUCCGUGGGAAGAAUGGAGCAGAUUUCUCGGCGAUAAAACGUGCAUUGUGGCGCAAAUGGAUCGGAACGCUGACUGAAAAUCUCUCCGUCGAGCUCGAUUGAGUCGAAUUGCAGUGAAUUCUAGUCGGGACGGCGAACCGGAGGCGGCCGGACGAGGUCCGGUGAGGGGCAUCACGAUUUUGGUGAUGUCACAAAACACGGCGGAUUUGACGUUCCGUGCCACAUAACUACCUGUGGCCACUAUCUGAUACGUAUGCAGCGCGAGAGAUAAUGAGUGGACGGUGAUCGAAAACGAAUUCCACGCCGAUCAUUCCGAUAGACCGAGGCCUAGAAGGAUGUUCAAUUUGUUCGGACACCGCCGCAGAAGAAAAUGGGCAGCCAAGCUGCUGUUCGCGGGCAUGUUCCUCGUCAUCGUGAUCCUGUGGAUGACCAUCAGCUCGCACACGUCAGUUGAGCAGAAAAUCAUUAUCAAAGAAAAAUAUAUCAAACCACCGCCACCGACAAAAAGUGAUGUACCUGUGAGAUACGAACAGAGUGCCCUGACCGAUCAGGACUUUGAGGCCAUGAUAGCGCAGGACGAGGCAAAUAUUGUUCCUGGUCUGGGAGACGAAGGAGCCGCUUGUGAACUUGAGACCGAAGAGGAAAAAGAGCUCGCCGAGAGACUGAUGAAGAAGGAGGCCUUUAACAUCGUUCUAAGCAACAAAAUCUCGCUCACAAGAACUGUGCCUGAUGCCAGGCAUCCAAUGUGCAAAAGCCAAAGAUUUUCAAAUAAUCUCCCAACGGCAAGUGUUGUGAUCAUUUUCACAAAUGAGGCGUGGAGCACCCUGAUGAGAACCGUACACAGUGUCCUCAACCACUCGCCCCCUCAUUUGUUGAAAGAAAUCGUUUUGGUCGAUGACUUCAGCGAUAGAGAGGAGCUGCAUGGAAAGUUGGAGUACUACAUUCGAACCCGUCUUCCCUCGGACAAAGUCAAAUUGGUGCGCUUGCCUGAACGAGGCGGCCUGAUCAGGGCCCGUCUGGCAGGUGCGCGGGCCGCUUCGGCGGAUGUGCUCAUUUUCCUCGAUUCCCAUUGCGAAGUUGUAGUGCAAUGGCUGGAGCCGUUGCUGCAGCGAAUUAAAGAGUCGCGAACGUCGGUUUUGAUUCCGAUAAUUGAUGUAAUUAGUGAGAAGACUUUCGAGUACUCACAUGUGCAUUCAGAGAACUUUGAAGUGGGAGGAUUCACGUGGAGCGGCCACUUCACAUGGGUCCACGUCCCUGAAGAAGAAAAGAUUCGCAGGGGAGGAGCGAUUGGAGCCACCAGGUCGCCAACAAUGGCUGGUGGGCUGUUUGCCAUUGAUAGGAAUUACUUCUGGGAAAGUGGCUCCUACGAUAGUCAGAUGGACGUUUGGGGAGGCGAAAAUUUGGAAAUGUCAUUCAGAAUUUGGAUGUGCGGAGGUUCUUUAGAAGUCAUUCCCUGUUCUCGAGUUGGUCACAUAUUUAGACCAUUCCACCCUUACACAUUCCCUGGAGGAAAGGACACCCACGGCAUCAACACAGCCAGACUAGUCGAGGUCUGGAUGGACGAGUACAAGAGACUGUUCUAUAUGCAUAGGCAUGAUUUGAAAACUAUGGACAUCGGAGAUCUAAGUGAAAGGCAGACUCUCCGCAAGAAGUUGAAAUGCAAGAGUUUCAAAUGGUACUUGGACAAUGUGUAUCCAUCAAAGUUUAUUCCUGACGAAAAUGUGAUUGCUUACGGAAGAGUUCGUUCAGAGACUCGCACACCGAAUAUGUGCUUCGACAACUUAAAUCACGAUUCUGGCACACAUUAUGAGCUUGGAGUUUAUGGUUGCCAUAAUGAAUUACAAACCAAUCAGUUGUACUCGCUCACAACAAAGGGAGAGCUGCGGCGAGAGUUCCUUUGCGUACAAGCACCAGGGCCAAGCAAUUCUCCAGUUGAAAGAGCCGUGUUAGCAGACUGCCAUGGCAUGCGUGAAAAUCAAGAGUGGGAGUACACUAAGAAGGGGCAGUUAAGACACAAAUUGAGUGGAAGGUGUAUAGACAUUGAGAAUGUCAAUUCUGACGAGUCAGUCAGAGUUGUUGCGUGUCGAGACAGCAAAUUCCAAGUAUUCCACUUUGACCACGUUCUUGUGCCAGCUUCGUGAGGAUUGAGGACGGUUUGCAAAUUCAGCUAGACGCAUUGCCUAAGCAUUUUUCUGUGUUAAAAUAUUUUAUUUUCCUUUUUUGUUGAAAGAGCAUUAUUUUAAGUAAAAAUUUUGAUGUGUUGUAGUUUUUA